AUGAUAUCUUCCGGAGUUAAAGUGGCACCAGAAUGCCUAGAGGCUUUCCAAUCUUUGAAACUAGGAAAGAAAUUAAAGUAUAUCAUCUUCAAACUUUCUCCCAACAAUACCGAAAUCGUUGUCGCAAAAACAUCCGAAUCAUCAAACUAUGACGAAUUCUUGGAGCAUUUACAACCGGCCGAAUGCGCUUAUGCCGUUUACGAUGUCGAAUAUCAAAAAGGUGAAGAAGGAAAGAGAAAUAAAAUUUGCUUUUUCACUUGGUCCCCCGAUGACAGCAAGAUUAAACAAAAGAUGUUGUACGCUUCUUCAAAGGAUGCUUUGCGUAAAUCACUCGUCGGUAUUUCUUCAGAAAUUCAGGGUACAGAUAUGAGCGAAGUUGCACACGAGACAGUAUUGGAAAAGGUUUCUCGCUCAUCCUUCUGA
Messenger RNA from Meira miltonrushii, 423 nucleotides. RefSeq lists its product as uncharacterized. Gene Ontology annotation, biological process: actin filament severing; cell motility; actin filament depolymerization. Gene Ontology annotation, molecular function: actin filament binding. Bases 1 to 423 code for a protein of 140 amino acids. Gene Ontology annotation, cellular component: actin cortical patch; actin cytoskeleton; cytoplasm. NCBI's taxonomy places the organism in Eukaryota, Fungi, Basidiomycota, Exobasidiomycetes, Exobasidiales, Brachybasidiaceae. The transcript has 3 exons. The record is from RefSeq and is a predicted model, not a curated record.